Molecule: messenger RNA, 510 nt
Organism: Abrus precatorius (Indian licorice)
Lineage: Eukaryota; Viridiplantae; Streptophyta; Magnoliopsida; Fabales; Fabaceae
Product: TMV resistance protein N-like
Exons: 1
Coding region: 1-510 (169 amino acids)
Biological process (GO): signal transduction
Source: RefSeq, a predicted model, not a curated record
AUGGCUUCCAACUCUAUCAUCCCAUACACUACUUCUUCUUCAUCUCAGACUUAUGAAGUUUUCGUGAGCUUCAGAGGUGACACUCGCAACAACUUCUCUGACCAUCUUUUUGGGGCUCUCGGCAGAAAAGGCAUUCAUUUCUUCAGGGAUGAUACGAAGCUUAAGAAAGGGAAACUUAUAUUACCUGAACUCCUGCAAGCUAUUGAUGGGUCUCAGAUUUUGGUUGUUGUCUUCUCAGAGGAGUAUGCUUCCUCGAAAUGGUGCUUGCGAGAACUUGAAAGGAUUGCCGAUUACGUUGACAAUGACGUCUCCGGAAAGCACGUUCUGCCGAUUUUUUACAGAGUUGAUCCAUCAGACGUGCGAAAUCAGAGUGGGCAAUACAAAGAAGCCUUUGAUGAAUACGAACAAAUAUUCAAAGAAGAUGAAGAGAAGAAGAAGGAAGUGCAAAGAUGGAGAGGAGCUCUGGCACGAGUGGGCUAUCUCUCUGGUUGGCACAUUACAAAUGAGUAA